UUUCAGCCUCUCGAAAGAGUGCAGAGUUAUUUUCAUAAUUAUUAGAAAUAUUGUGAAACAGAAGGUUAACGUAAUGGAGUGUUUGAAUGUUCCAAGAAUCCUGCCAAAUUCCCCACGGAAAGCAAUAGGACAGAUCCAGGUCAUCUUUGGCCCAAUGUUCUCAGGCAAAAGCACUGAGUUGAUAAGGCGAGUGCGUCGUUUCCAGAUCGCCCAGUACAACUGUUUGGUGGUCAAAUAUGCCAAAGAUACACGCUACUCUGAGAAGGGCAUGGCCACGCACGACAAAAACACAAUGGAAGCUGUACCAGCCAACUGCCUGAGCGACGUGCGUUCUCUAGCUCUGCAGGCGUGCGUCAUCGGAAUCGACGAAGGGCAGUUUUUCCCAGACAUAGUGCAGUUCUGUGAGGAGAUGGCCAACAUGGGGAAGACUAUAAUCGUAGCGGCCCUGGACGGAACCUUCCAGAGAAAGCCCUUUGGAGACAUCCUGAACCUGGUUCCCCUGGCUGAGAGCGUUGUGAAGCUGAACGCUGUCUGUAUGCAGUGUUACAAGGAGGCAGCAUACACCAAGAGACUGGGGGCAGAGAAAGAGUUGGAGGUGAUUGGUGGAGCCGAUAUGUACCAUGCGCGGUGCAGGAAGUGUUACGGUGGCCUGAUGGAUGUGUUGAAGGAGAAUAGCGCCCCCCACAGGGACGAGACGCCACCGCAUGUGAUGACAGGGAAACUGCUUGACAACACUACAUCGCCACGGAAACUCUUCGCCACCCUGCAACUCUGAUCAUUACCAUUAGACUAUUCUUAAAGGGAUAGUUCACUCACAUGACUUUAAAGGGGAAGUUGACUUGGAUUGGAACUGAAUGAGAUGGUGAACAAUCCCUUUUAAUUUUAGGUUUGGUAAUUGGACUGGGGAUGAGUUAAAAGGAUAGUUGACUUCAUUUUCUAAUUGGAGUAAUGAACUAUCCCUUUUAAGUUUUGCACUUUGAAUGAGCUUGGACAAUAAAUGAAGCUCCGUCAACCCACUGA
Messenger RNA from Oncorhynchus kisutch (coho salmon), 1020 nucleotides. RefSeq names its product thymidine kinase, cytosolic. Bases 74 to 775 code for a protein of 233 amino acids. Lineage: Eukaryota; Metazoa; Chordata; Actinopteri; Salmoniformes; Salmonidae. The record is from RefSeq and is a predicted model, not a curated record. Gene Ontology annotation, biological process: thymidine metabolic process. The transcript is spliced from 7 exons. Gene Ontology annotation, molecular function: ATP binding; thymidine kinase activity.